Fukomys damarensis (Damara mole-rat) is the source of this 2874-nucleotide messenger RNA. It is a transcript of the gene Bbof1, whose product is annotated as basal body orientation factor 1. The transcript is spliced from 12 exons. The record is from RefSeq and is a predicted model, not a curated record. Lineage: Eukaryota; Metazoa; Chordata; Mammalia; Rodentia; Bathyergidae. Bases 130 to 1782 code for a protein of 550 amino acids.
GCCACGUCACGGCGCAUGCGCUCUCAGCGCGCCCACAAACCGCCAGGGGGCGCUCCUCACCGGCGUGCUCGUUUCCUUAGAGACUGAACCGGCCCUGGCUGGCGAGGCCUGGCAACCAAAACAGCGAAGAUGCCGUCGAAGGGAAAGGACAAAAGGAAAGGCAAGAGCAAAGACAAGAAGAAAACAGGAAAAACAGAUGAUUCUAUCUCUGUGGUGGAUCAAGCCAAGGCGAGUGCUGCCCUUUGGGAGGGCAGGUUGGAAAUCACAGAACUGUCUAGGAUUGAAUAUCGUGAUACUUCUCGGAGACUGGCCAAAAGUAAUGAGGACUUUAAGAAACAGCAGUAUAAAAUGGAGAAAGACACGAUGUCUGUAUUAAACUAUCUGAAGAAGCAGGAGCAGGAGAAAGAUAAUAUGAUUGAAAAACUGAAACAGCAGUUGGUUGAAACAAAGGAAAAAGCCCAAGCGGAGAAGGAAAAACUGGAACAAAAGUAUGCUCUGCAGAUAAGUGAGCUGGAGGGACAGUUCCAUCAAAAAGCCAAAGAAAUUGGCAUUAUUCAGACAGAGCUGAAAACAGUAAAACAAUUCCAGAAGAGAAAGAUCCAAGUAGAGAAAGAACUGGAUGAUCUGAAAGAAAAUUUAAGGGUGACAGAGAAGAAACAUCUGGAGACUCUUAGAAGAAUGGAAGGCAGAUUUUUUGAAGAAAAGCACCGACUAGAACAAGAGGCUGAAAAGAAGAUAAUAAUGCUAGCCGAGAGAGCCCACCAUGAAGCUGUGGUGCAAUUGAAUGCUGCUGGAAGAAAUGUUUUUAAAGAGAAUGUUUAUCUCCAGAAAACUCUUGCAUAUCACCUGAAGGAAGCUGAUGCUCUACAAAAAAACUCCCAGAAUUUGAAAGAGAGUCAUACCAAUCUGUUACAUCAAGAGGAGAUCAAUCAAUUACUAAUUAAGGAGAAGUUUUUGCAACUUACCCAGCAGAGAGCACAAAUCCACAUUCUUCAGAAGAAGGUGGUAAACUUGGAGAAUGCUCUGAGUUUUAUAACAAGAGAGUUUGAGGCUGAAGUUUUGAAAGUGAAGCAACAGGCAGUGAUAGAGAACCAGGCAGGUCAGGUAGAAAUUGACAAGCUGCAGCAACUUCUUCUGAUGAAGGACAGGGAAAUGAACCGAAUAAAGAAGCUGGCCAAGAACAUACUGGAUGAGAGAACAGAAGUGGAAUGUUUCUUUUUAGAUGCUCUACAUGAAGUGAAGCAACAGAUUUUGACAAGCAGGAAGCAUUAUAAGCAGAUAGCACAAGCUGCUUUCAAUUUAAAAAUGAGAAUGGCAUGUGCAGGAAAAACAGAAUACCCCCAGAUCAGGACAUUUGAUGGCAGAGAACACAGCACUAACAGUGUGAAUCAGGAUCUUAUGGAAGCUGAAAAAUGGACAAGUACUCAACGUAAUGUGGAUAUUGGAGAUUUGACUUGGGAGCAGAAGGAGAAAGUCUUGAGGUUGCUCUUUGCAAAAAUGAAUGGUUUUGUUCCUAGAUUUCAGAGUACUGUCUAUCCUACUUCCAUGCCUUCAAGGAAUAUGAGGAGGACUAAACCAUACUCUCACUCUUCCCUGGAACGUUACACAGGGCAAGAAAUGAAAAUAAGCUUCAAGAUCAGACUGAUGACACUGAGUUUAAAGAUCAGACAAAUGAAAUUGAGCUUCAAGAUCAAACAGAUGAAAGUAAGCUUCAAGAUCAAAUAUUCAUCACUCAGCAAGUUCCAGUCUCAGACUCUGAAAUGGCUCUUUCCAGUAUUCUGAAAGGAUCACAGGAGCCCAACAUGGGAACUUUCUGAGAAACACUAUGGAACAACACACGAGUCCACAGAAGCUGCUGACAAGCCCUUCUUUGUAGAAUCCUUGCUCCUGAAUAUGUUCAAGAAAUUUUCUUAAAGGGAAAAAUAUUUAACUCAAGUUACCUGUUUGCCAUAGAAAUUGGUGUCUCCUCUAAAGGAAGCUCGAGAGCCGGUAAAUGAGAACAUUGGCAAAGGCACUGGGAUAGGGACAUUGACUCCCACCUAAAGCAGAACAAAUCCAUAUCAAAUCCCAAGCAAAGGACUCAAACUAUGGAUUCUCAUUUAGAAGCACAAGACAACAAAAAGACUAAUCUUUUUUUUUUUUUUAGAACUUUUCUUUUUUCUUUUUAUUUAUGAAAGAGCCAUGUGAAGUAGAUAACUUCCAUCCCACAAAUUGUUAUUCCUGAGGAAGAAAUAGAGCAGUGGGGGAAAUUAAAGGGGCAAUCUUUAAGUAAGCUGCAGUGACUGAUCACUGCUUACUGCCUCUCAGGAAUGCUAAAGAGCUAGAAGAAUUUUCCAAACUUCUGUUCACAAACCUGUCCAACAUCCACCAGGUGGGAAUAUUUCCGAGCAGUGGCUCCAUUGGUGGUGAAGAUGGCAGUUCCAUUUCCAUAAGGGUUGUUGUUUAUAAUCUUAAUAGCUUCAUCCAAUGUUUCUGUCUCCAGGACCACAAGAACUGGGCCAAAAAUCUCCUCUUUGUAACAGGUCAUAUUUGGCUGCCAGGAGUGAUGUGUCCAGAAAGAAGUCAGCUUUUUGGAUUCUGAGUAUUUUAUGCUUAUUUGGUACUUUUACUACCCAGCUGUCUAUAUGGAUAGCUUUCAUGUUUGCAGUCUACUUUCACUUUAAAUCACCUAUUUAAAAAAAAGUUCUCUCUUACUCUGUUCUAUAUUCUGAGCUACCAACAUGUAAUAACUUGAAGUUCCUAUUAAUUAUAACCACAUUCCCAGUUUUAGUUCUCACAAAACAUCACUGGCCUCCCAUACCUGGGCAACCACUUCCAUACAAUUCUUAUGUUACCAAAAAGCUAUAGAAAAGUUAAUUUGUUAUAAAUCAAACA